Anguilla rostrata (American eel) is the source of this 1802-nucleotide messenger RNA. RefSeq names its product glucocorticoid modulatory element-binding protein 1-like. Bases 177 to 1682 code for a protein of 501 amino acids. Gene Ontology annotation, cellular component: nucleus. Gene Ontology annotation, molecular function: RNA polymerase II cis-regulatory region sequence-specific DNA binding. NCBI's taxonomy places the organism in Eukaryota, Metazoa, Chordata, Actinopteri, Anguilliformes, Anguillidae. The record is from RefSeq and is a predicted model, not a curated record. Gene Ontology annotation, biological process: regulation of transcription by RNA polymerase II. The transcript has 10 exons.
CAGAUGCUUCUCAGGCGAACAUCCAUGUUCGUGCUGCAGGAAGUGUAGCGAAGCAGCACGCGCAUGCUCAAAAAACCUUUCCGAAAGCCGAGGAUGUGUUUGCCACUAUAAAACGUGUUGAGCUGGAUGAUUGGUUGCAGCCACUCUGUCUCAGUGAGGCCCUUGGCGAUUGGCCGAUGGCAGUGUCCGUGGCAGACGUGGUGAUGGUGAAGACUGAGGACGACGACUCCAACGACAGUGCCAAGACACAGGUCAUCCUGCAGCUUCAUCCAAUCACACAGGGAGUUUGUGAGGUCACGGGAGAGAUGGGCACAGCUGUCGUGGCAGUGGAAACUCACAAUGAAGACAGCGAUGUGGAGGGGGCGGGGAUUGAAUAUGGAUACCCAAUCACAUGUGGGGGCAGUGCAGCUGUGCUGCUGUUUAAGAAGUUUGUUUGCCCUGGAAUCAACGUCAGAUGUGUAAAGUAUAAUGGUCAGAUUAUCAGCCCAAAGCAGUUUGUUCACUUGGCGGGGAAGGCCACCCUCAAGGACUGGAAGAGAGCCAUCCGACUGGGCGGAGUCAUGCUGAGGAAGAUGAUGGACUCGGGCCAGAUCGAUUUCUACCAGCACGACACCGUGUGCACCAACACCUGCCGCAGCACCAAGUUUGACCUGCUGAUCAGUAACACUCGCUUCCCCCCCCCCGGGAGUGCCCUGCCAGCGCCCCCCUCCCCGCAAGGUAACGGAGGUCCGGUUGCUAUAGCAGAGGACCAGCCUGAGGAGACGGUUGCCACGGCUGCGGAGUGGACGUCCAGUGUAGCCACUGCCAUUGCCACAGCAACCAAGGCCGAGAUCAAGAGGGAGAUGGGAGAGAUCUCCGAGGAUACCCUGAGCUUCUGGAAGGGCAUCGCGGAUGUGGGGCUGAUGGCGGAGGUCGUGUCCAACAUCCGCUCUGAGCUUCUGGCUCUGCUGAGAGACAUACAGCUACGCAGCGGCCAGGGAGCCCUGCAGGAGCCCGACGCAGCAGCAUUAAACACUCUGGCCCAGAUGUUCGGACUGCUGGACUCAGUGAAACGUGCGCUGGAGAGCCGGCGGGCCCGAACGGAUCAGAACCAGGAGCACAGACUCCACAGAACCCUGAACAGUAUGGAGCGGCAGCUGGAGGAGCAGAAGAAGCCGUGUGAUUGGCAGCAGCAUCCCCAGGCCUUACCCAGCAUGCUCCACAUGUCCCCGCCCCCAGCUCCGAAACAGCCCCGCCUCCAGCGUCCUGCAUCCUCCUCCACCCUGAUUGGGUCCUCCCCUGCCAUGAUAGGCUCCUCCCACUUCCUUGCCCAGCGGAGUUCUGGCCCCGCCCCCAUCACCUGCACCCUGCCACAGAUACCAAUCGGUUCCCAGCUCAGAACUUCCUGCUAUGACCCCGCCCCCAGCAAAGAGCAUUCAGGGGCGGGGCCACCUGAGGACCAGGGCGUGGCAGGGGGGGUGGAGGAUGAGGAGCACCAGGCUCACACCACGGCCAUAAAGAUCGACCCAACGGCAGGACAGAUCUACCCAACAGCAGGAGAGAUCAACCCAACAGCAGGAGAGGUCAACCCAACGGCAGGACAGAUCUACCCAACAGCAGGGGGGGGAGGAAGGGGGGUGGAGGAAGAGGGGCAGGGAGUGGAGGAGGAGGAGGAAGAAGAGGAUGGUGGCAUGCAGCUCUAGGACCAGGUGCACGUGGAGAUCAUCCAGCACCAGGUCAAGUGAAAGAGAGAGAGAGGGUGGGGAGAGGGGGAGCGAGAGAAGGGGGGAGAGAGAGGGAGGAGGAGAGAGAGAGAGGGGGAG